Molecule: messenger RNA, 1959 nt
Organism: Trypanosoma theileri
Lineage: Eukaryota; Euglenozoa; Kinetoplastea; Trypanosomatida; Trypanosomatidae
Exons: 1
Coding region: 1-1959 (652 amino acids)
Source: RefSeq, a predicted model, not a curated record
AUGUCUGAUCAUGUCUUGUAUACAAAACCGCUGCUAGUUACAGAAGAAAAAUUAAGAGAAGCUCGAGAGAAACAAGAAAAACAGCGGGCAUUAAGGGAAGCACUGGAUAAACAAAUAGAACAAACGAAAAAACGAAAGCAUAAUGAUGUAUCUAAGGACAAACCCACUUCACUUGUUGGCGGUCCACAGGAGAAACGUUACACAUUUAGUUAUGAAAAUGGUCAUGGAAAGUUUGUUUUGCGAGAUGAUAGUACAGAACAUGGUGGUAAUCCAACUACAACGAGAAUGCUUAUGAAUACUCGAUAUAUUCCACCAGAUCCCAUCUCUACACAACGUCCUUCCUAUCAAUCAAAUUCACUUCCCCCUAAUUUUUCUAUGAGUACCUCAGAUGCGAAUCCUUUGGUACCUAAACGACCUGAAUAUAAUACUAAUUCUGUUCCUGUUGAUUUGGUAUAUAAUAUAUCCAAACAAAAGGAUCUUACAAAUAUCAGUCCUCCACAAGUACGGGAAAAUGUUCCACGAGGAAUAACUCCCAGGGGUAGUCCAGCAUCAGGAGGUUUAACUGAUGAUAAUGAAUAUCAAACAAAUUGUCUACCACGUAACUUCAACUUGGAGGAAGUCAAAAGUCAACUUCAACAUCAAUCACAACCGCAAUCGCAAAGACAUCCUCGAAGUCCUGGUCGAGCACGUGUACUCCCAUCUGGUGGAACACAAUCGCCAUUCGCACGUUCUCCCCGAACUCCACGACGACCGGGAGGUCCUUUACCACCGUUAGAAAUUCACGAAGUUGGAAAUGGUAAGCGGACUCCAGUUAGAGAUUUUCCAGAGAAUGUAGGAACGGUAUCACCUCCACGUGAACAAUUAGCAGUUCAACCUCAAAACGGUGGGGUAUCGCGACCCGUAAAACCAAAACAACCUUUAGCUCUACGAGGAAGAUCUAAUGAUGGACGUGCACGAGGGGCUCCAGUUCCUUCAGUACCACGUAAUAAUAUUCCGACUCGAGUCGUAGAGAAUAAGGUGGAAAUGUUACAAAAGGAGUUAGAGUCACGUGAUGUAGAAAUGGCUAAACUACGAGAAAAAGAAAAAAGCUGGGAAGAACAGGUAAAACAGUUAAAAUUAGAGUUAAAAAGUGCAAAAAAGAAAGAACGAGAUUUGAAUAAAUUGGUAAAAGAAGGACCAAGAAGAGCAGAAACAGCUCCUGAUCAACCUAUUGUAUCUCCACCAGUCUUAAGCUCUCCUGCUAUUGGAGGUAAAAAAACCAAUGGAGGUCCAUCAGGAGGAGGAGGACCUAUGUUAGGAAAAAAACAAGACUUUGCCAAAAGUCGUAUAUUUACGCAUAAAAAUUUUCGCCCUAUUAGUGCCCCAUCUGAGACCGUGUCUAUUGUAGAUCACCCCUCAGCACGAGAACCUUUACCACCUUUACAAGAUUCCUUUAAGUGUGCCUCUGUUUUAACAAGGAAAACAGCCUUUGGUCUUCCAGAGGAACAUGCAAACCGACCAGUGCCUAUAGAGUAUGAACAUCUUUUACAGUUUGUGAAUGAGCAAAUCAUUACACAACAACAAGCAGAUGGAUUGUGGCGUCUCUUUACUAAUGGGGCACCCCCACUUGCGCUUUUACGUCGACAAUCCGGGGCUGUUUGUCCCGUUGAGGAAGUUGUACUGAAUAAAAGUUACAGAAGUGAAGAUAUCGAUAUUACAUUACACGAGUCAGAUCAUUGUUUCAUAAAUAAUGAGGGCAAAACUGAAGAAGAGGAAGAAGAAGAUAAUAAAAAAGGUAUGGAAUUCGAUAGUAAUGCUGAAAUAUCAUCAGUUCAUUACGAAACAGAGCGUGACACCUUUGAGACGUUUGCGGAACUUCACCUAGAUGAUUAUCUUUCUCAGGAAGGGCCAGAUGAAGAGCAAAUAGAGGAGAGAAGUAGUGAAAGAAAUGGAUCAAGUGAGAAAAGCAGGCGAAGGUAA